GGUAAGCUCCAUCUUGGAGCAUCCCAUCCAGGUCUGGCAUUCUUUGAGUCAGAGGCUGCCAGAGGGGCGUGCUCGCAGAAAGUCAGUCCUUUCACACCAGCAGGGACACCGUUCAGCUGCCGAGAUUCACCAUGGCUUCAUCUCUGCACCGCACACCCGUUUUGUUGCGUUUUAUUCACUUGUCGUUACUGCUUGCUGGUGUUUUAUGCGACCUUGAAGCAGAAGAAGAUGAGCAUGCCAAGCACACUUAUACGGUGGAUAUGUUCAACGAGGCGGUGCCCACUGCACCCCACUUUGUCAUGUUUUACGCUCCAUGGUGCGGCCAUUGCCAGAGGCUACAGCCGACGUGGAACGAGCUGGCAGAGAAAUACAACAGCAUGGACGACCCCCCGGUGUAUGUGGUAAAAGUAGACUGUGUCCAGGACACCAAAUUUUGCUCCAAUGACCACGGCGUUAGAGGCUACCCUACGCUUAAGUUGUUUAGGCCCGACCAGGAAGCAGUGAAGUACCAGGGCCCCAGAGAUCUGCAGUCUCUGGAGACCUGGAUGCUGAAGACGCUCCAAGAGGAGCCUUCGGAACCAGAAAGUGAACUGGAGCCUCCUAAAGCCCCAGAGCCCAAACAGGGAAUGUAUGAGCUCACCGCCCUCAAUUUCAAGACCCACAUAGCCAAAGGCGCCCACUUUAUCAAGUUCUUUGCACCUUGGUGUGGUCACUGCAAAGCCAUGGCCCCAACAUGGGAACAGCUGGCCACCACCUUUGAGCACUCUGACGAUGUGAAGAUAGGAAAGGUGGACUGUACUCAGCACUACGAGGUGUGUUCUGAGAAUGGUGUGAGGGGAUAUCCCACACUGCUCUUCUUCUACAAUGGAGAAAAGACAGAACAGUACAAAGGAAAGAGAGACCUGGACUCCUUCAAAGACUUUUUGGACAACCAGCUGAAGGCUGCACUCACCGAGGAGGAAAAGCAGGAGGAGCAGAAGGAGGAACCAAAGGCAAAUGAGAUCCCUGCUGAAGAGCCAGCUGAAGAGGAAGCAAAGUCCAGUGUUUUGGUCCUGAAUGAGGACAACUUUGAGGAGACUGUAGCCAAAGGAUUCACCUUCGUCAAAUUCUACGCUCCAUGGUGUGGUCACUGUAAGAAUCUCGCUCCAACAUGGGAAGAUCUUUCCAAGAAGGAAUUUUCUGGUUUUACUGAUGUCAAGAUUGCUAAAGUGGACUGCACUGUUGAGCGCACACUCUGCAACAAGUACUCUGUGCGCGGUUACCCCACCUUGAUCAUCUUCAGAGCAGGGGAGCAGGGUGAUGAGCAUCACGGUGGGCGGGAUUUGGAGAGCCUGCACGACUUUGUGAUGAAGCAGGCACGAGACGAGCUGUAGAUACAGGCUAGUCGGCGCUCUCUCUCUCUCUCCACAACUCUACUCGCUCACACUGCAUAUCUGGCCAAUAGGACACCACCCUCUCUCCUACAAAAGCCAGACCCCUACUCUUCCCCUACUCAGUCAUCCAAUGACAGGCUGGCGCAUUCAUCUUUUUUUGGUAUUCAAGUGCAGAAUCAUUCGGUAAGAGUGUUUGGAAGGUGAUCGUACUUCUCAUUGCUCUUGGUCAACCUUAAACCACGUGGCGACUGGUUGGGCCUGAAGAUGAAGUAAUAUGUGCGACAACCACUUUGCAAGCUCUGCUCAGAACCAGAACUUUUCACAAGAAUACAAGAAAUGUUAAAACAGUGGCACUAAAGUUUCUACCUGUUUGUUUUUUAAAUGAAGUGUUUCUGACGUCUCUGCCAUUUGACUUCU
Pundamilia nyererei is the source of this 1790-nucleotide messenger RNA. It is a transcript of the gene txndc5, whose product is annotated as thioredoxin domain containing 5. Gene Ontology annotation, biological process: protein folding. Bases 132 to 1373 code for a protein of 413 amino acids. The record is from RefSeq and is a predicted model, not a curated record. Gene Ontology annotation, cellular component: endoplasmic reticulum. Gene Ontology annotation, molecular function: protein disulfide isomerase activity. The transcript has 10 exons. Lineage: Eukaryota; Metazoa; Chordata; Actinopteri; Cichliformes; Cichlidae.